Molecule: messenger RNA, 1446 nt
Organism: Panicum virgatum (switchgrass)
Lineage: Eukaryota; Viridiplantae; Streptophyta; Magnoliopsida; Poales; Poaceae
Exons: 9
Coding region: 123-1118 (331 amino acids)
Source: RefSeq, a predicted model, not a curated record
UCGAGCCCCUCGCCUCUUCAAUUCUGCAUCGUCAAAACCGAUCCCAGGGUUCGGCUCGAAUCGCGUCGGCAGGGCGGGUUAGGGUCUGGGGAUCCUGUUUAGAAGAAGAUUAGUUUAGGGCGAUGCGGCGGCAGAUGGAGGUAACAAGCGCAUGGACAGGUGAAAAGAAGACAAAGAUCCAAAGCACACCGACCUCUGCCUGUGGGGAUAUCGGAGAGGCCGAAGAGGAUGACGCUUCUGCCAUGAUUAUUGUCCAAGAAGGGCCGGAGCAACUCGAAGGCCUUGAUUGGGAUCAGGAUACGCUCGACGAGAAGAUUGAUUGGUAUCUUCAGCUUCAACAGUUGAACCGUCGCCUCCCUGAUAACGACGACGACGAUUUUUGGGUUCACUGUGAUGACAAGCAGCGCCGGGAGAUGAACCAACGGCUCGCCUUGUGCCGGAUCAGAGCUCAUAUGAUAAAGGAGGAACAUCGGGAAAUUGACGAUGCAAAUCUGAAAGCAAGAUACCCACCAAAUGUUCUUGAAGACAACGGGUACUUCAAGUUGUAUGAGAACAAAUUUGACUGGUACUUCGAUCCUCAAUACUGCAACUAUGCCCGCUUUCAAGACUACCAGCGGCUUAUGCUUCGUAAUAAUGGGGAGUAUGAGGAGUGGGAAGAUUACCGAAAAGCCUGUAGUACCCUUGAGGGUGACCAAGAAUUUGUCCAGUUAUGGGAAAAGUUACUAAGUAACACUAAGCGUUCAAAAAUUGAGAGUUUGGUCUUCUACCACAUGCCGAAGAUCACAGCAGAACUUUCCUACGUUUUUACGGAUCGAAUUCACUAUGGCUUCCCUGAAUUCAUGUGGAGCGUUCAGUUUGAUAAUACUUGGUAUAAAUACUUUGCUGGUUUCUAUUUUGGGAUUUGGAAGAGGGUUGCUAAACAGAAGUAUAACACCCACUUGGCUCACAUUGAUGAAAAGGCUGAAGAAGGUGUAGCUUAUCAGUUGAUCAUGGAGGCUGUCAAAAAAUUUAUUCCAAAACGGAAGACAUAUUACAAUUAUGCCAAAAAGAAGUUGGACAUUGCAAAAGAAAUCGGCUUAAUCCCCCUCGACCCCUACAAAAGUUCUACAUCUACUUGACAGAACAAUUCAGAGGUCACAGUACAUGAAGCAGGGGUGAGCCCGGUUAUUGCCAUGUAAAGGAUAAGAUCAUAAGAAACUGCUGGCAAUGGAAGUUUUUUUUUUCGAAAGAUGCUGGCAAUGGAAGUUGAUGUAUAAUUUCUACACUUGAUCCAGUGUUUACUUCGUUCCCAGUAUUAACUAAUGUUAGUAUGCUUACUAGAAAGGCCGCGCAGCCUUGCUGCGCGAGACCUGUAUUGUACCAUUUGAUUAUAUGUUCUGAAACUUUAUUUGAUAAAUGGGAGAAGAACGUAUUUAGGUUGGUACAUUCUUUAAUUUUUUAAGGUUC